Linum tenue is the source of this 2720-nucleotide messenger RNA. The record is from the annotation of a GenBank genome assembly. Lineage: Eukaryota; Viridiplantae; Streptophyta; Magnoliopsida; Malpighiales; Linaceae.
UCUCUCUUCCCCUUCUGCUUUCACUGUGCGCACCCUCUCUCAGCUCUCCACUCUUCACCACCAACCCAAAAAGGAGCAGAAACUAAAAAUCACACUCCCUGUUGGCUACCGGCGUUUCCAAUCCGCCAUCGCCGAUCGCAUUCCUUCUCUCUAUGGAGAAUCCACAGAACCCUCUUGGCAUUCUCCCUUUCCUCGUCUGAAACACACUUUCCGGCUGCCUUCCCUUUUUUUUUUUCUCUCUCCUUUAAUUCUGGGUUCAACUCCGGGAAAACAAAAUCAGAGUCAGGGGAAAGAAUGGAGAAAAAACAAGGGUUCUUCUCGGCUCUGAAAGACGAAGUGGUUCGUGGGCUUUCCCCAUCUCGCUCGCGCUCCCGUUCCCGUUCCUGCAGCCCUGCGCGAACCGCUUCGCCGUUUUCGGGUCUCCUCCGGCGGAAGAAGGGUUCCGGCGCCGCUAACUGCUACGUGUCCCAGCCGGAGCCGUUGAUCGGGAGAUCCGGAAGCUUGAGGCCGGUGGUUGGUGAGACGCUGACGCCGUUAAUGGAAGGUCCCAAUCCCGACGGGGAAGGGGACCCCAAGCCCGUCGGGUCGAGUCUGGGCCAGUGGAUGAAAGGUCAGCUGUCGAGGACGCCGUCAGUGGCCGCUGGCGCCGCCUACAGGAGGUCCGAUCUGAGGCUUCUGCUCGGAGUAAUGGGUGCGCCGUUGGCUCCGGUUCACGUUAGCAGCACGGACCCUUUGCCUCUGCUCAGCAUUAAAGACACUCCCAUUGAAACUUCCUCGGCUCAGUACAUAUUACAGCAGUACACUGCAGCAUCUGGAGGGCAGAAGCUGCAGAACUCAAUUCGGAAUGCUUAUGCUAUGGGGAAGAUCAAAAUGAUAACAUCAGAGUUCGAGACGGCCACGAAGGUUGUGAAGAAUCGAAAUGGUGCCAGAGGCGCUGAGACGGGCGGAUUUGUUCUCUGGCAGAUGGAUCCAGACAUGUGGUAUGUUGAGCUUGCAGUGGGUGGUAGCAAGGUUCAUGCUGGCUGCAAUGGCAAGCUUGUUUGGCGCCACACCCCAUGGCUGGGUGCCCACACUGCUAAAGGACCUGUUCGGCCUUUGCGACGUGCACUUCAGGGUCUUGAUCCGAGGAUCACGGCGAGCUUGUUUGCUGAUGCAAAGUGCAUAGGGGAGAAGAAGAUUAAUGGGGAGGAUUGCUUUAUGCUGAAGCUAUGUGCUGAUCCCCAGACAUUGAAGGCAAGGAGUGAAGGUCCAGCUGAGAUUAUAAGGCACGUUCUGUUUGGCUACUUCAGUCAAAAGACUGGACUUCUUGUUCACAUGGAGGAUUCACAUCUGACCCGAAUCCAAUCCAACGGCGGGGAUGCGGUGUACUGGGAGACCACAAUCAACUCUUUCAUGGAUGAUUAUAGGCCAGUGGAAGGCAUAAUGAUUGCACAUUCUGGCCAUUCCGUGGUGACCCUCUACAGAUUUGGUGAGAUGGCGAUGAGCCAUACCAAGACCAAGAUGGAGGAAUCUUGGAGCAUCGAAGAGGUGGCUUUCAAUGUCCCGGGCCUCUCGGUCGACUGCUUUAUCCCUCCCGGAGACCUGAGGUCCGGUGCCAUCAGCGAAAGUUGCGAGCUUCCUCUGGACGAGAGAGCGAAAGGCGCCACAUCGAUAGCAGCAGCAGCAUACCGGGCCAAAGUUGCAGCCAUCGAGAAGUGUCACGAUAUGCAGGUGGAUAACAAUCUGUGGAAGAUGGAGCUUUGAAAGUUUGCUUGAGGGUAACACCAUGGGGGAGGAAAAUCCAAAUUCAAAAAGUAGGGCAAUUGUUUAUAGUGAGUGGUGACUAGGUUUUUCUGCUGUUGACUAACCCAGUUUAGAAGAAUGGUGAUGGAUGAAAGCACACUAUUAUUAUAUUAGGUCGUGGAGGGGGUUUCAAGUCUUUGGUCUUUGUUUUGGUUGAGUCCUGGGACUUGGGUUAAAAAAUGCCUCUGUUAGUCUGUAAAUAGGAAGGAGCAUAAUCAUCAUUCUUGCAGGUCGUAACUAAGGGCGGCCUGGACAUUGAUAGAUCCUUAUGCUCUCUUAGGUGCAGAGUCCAACCUAGGUGAGUUGGAGGCUCAGUUUUCCAGUUAGGGAUUGUGAGCUAACGAAGGUGGAAUAUAUUUAUAGUUUUUUCCCCUUCUUUUUAUUGUUUUUUUUUUUGCCCCCACUUGGUUUUCGCCUUCCAUGGUUUUGAGGGGAAGGUGGGUGGAAGGGAAGGAGUGUUUUGAGAUUUCAGGAACGUAGAAGGAGAGAAAGGAACACCAUUAUCAGCCCCAAGCCAGGCAGGCAGGGCAGGCAGAUAAGUGUAGUAAUUAUUGUUAUUAAUUAUUGCCAUCUUUUGAGCAUAAGAGACUAGAGAGCAGAAAAGCACAGAAGAAAGGGAAAAGAAGCUGCUAUUGAUUUUUCGUGCAGAGUUGCAUCAUUUUGUUUGUUGUUCUUCUGCGCUUGAUGGCGUGGAGAGAUGUAUUAGCAGUUUCUUUUUGGAAAGAAAAUGCUAGGUUGUGCAAUCAAUAAGACAUGAGGUUGAUAUAGAGUCUUACAAUUUUUCUAAGAUUUAAGAAGGCGCUAGGUGUAAGGCCGCGACUAUUGGAGUCUUGCCUGUAGCCUAGGCGUUGCCUAACCAAUGCACAGGCAUUAGACGUUCAGUAACUAACAUAAUACUUAACAACAAGAAAAGUAGCUUACAACUACAUGUAAUCACA